Emiliania huxleyi CCMP1516 is the source of this 726-nucleotide messenger RNA. RefSeq lists its product as hypothetical. Lineage: Eukaryota; Haptophyta; Isochrysidales; Noelaerhabdaceae. The transcript has a single exon. Gene Ontology annotation, biological process: guanine deglycation, glyoxal removal; protein deglycation, glyoxal removal. Gene Ontology annotation, molecular function: protein deglycase activity. Gene Ontology annotation, cellular component: cytosol; nucleus. The record is from RefSeq and is a predicted model, not a curated record. Bases 10 to 576 code for a protein of 188 amino acids.
CGUGAAGGCAUGCCGCGCGUGCUGGUCCCGAUCGCCGACGCUUCGGAGGAAAUCGAGCUCUCGUGCACCACCGACACGCUCGUACGCGGCGGCGUCGAGGUGGUGACAGCCUCCGUCAUGCCCGAGGGCCGCCUGCAGGUCAAGUGCGCUAGAGGCCUCACCGUGGUCGCAGACAAGCACAUCGACGAGUGCUGCAAGGAUGAGUGGGACGCGAUCGCGCUGCCGGGCGGCAUGCCCGGCGCGAAGCACCUGAGCGAGAACGCGAAGCUCACCGAGCUGCUCAAGGCGCAGGUCGCCGCCGGCAAGUGCACCGCAGCGAUCUGCGCGGCGCCCGCCAUCGUUCUGAAGGCGCAUGGCCUGCUGCCGGCGAGCUUCACCCACUUCCCGGCGCCGCCGCUCAAGGAGAAGACCGGCGCGGGCUACUCCGAGUCGCUCGUCGUCGUCGACGGCUGCGUCGUGACGAGCCAGGGGCCAGGCACUGCGCUGCCCUUCGGCCUCAAGCUGGUGGAGCUGCUCGUGAGCCGGGAGAAGGCGGAGGAGGUGGCCAAGGGGUUGCUCAACACGGAGGUACCGUAAAUUUAGUGAUCAGUUUCGCCGAACGUGCUCUGCGGUCCGCGAGGCCCAGGGGUCGCCCAGGUGCAUGCAUGCAGGGUGUCGUGCAGUCUGUGCAGACUCAAGUAAAUAGCCGUACUGUGAGUGUGUAAAGAUGUGGACCGUGAGUUGAGG